GCUGCUUUUGAAGUGAUGGAGGAGCAUAAAGACCAAGAGAAUCACAGAGCAGAUCCUGAGGAGCUUUUCACCAAACUGGAGCGCAUUGGGAAGGGCUCCUUCGGGGAAGUCUUUAAAGGUAUCGAUAACCGAACGCAGCACGUGGUUGCUAUUAAAAUCAUCGACCUUGAGGAAGCUGAGGAUGAAAUUGAAGACAUCCAGCAGGAGAUCACGGUUCUCAGCCAGUGCGACAGUCCUUAUGUCACCAAAUAUUAUGGCUCCUAUUUGAAGGGCACAAAGUUAUGGAUAAUAAUGGAAUAUUUAGGUGGGGGAUCGGCCCUGGAUUUGCUCCGUGCUGGCCCGUUUGAUGAGUUCCAGAUUGCUACGAUGCUAAAGGAGAUCUUGAAAGGUCUCGACUAUCUGCAUUCAGAAAAGAAAAUCCACAGAGAUAUAAAAGCUGCCAACGUGUUGUUGUCUGAGCAAGGAGAUGUAAAGCUUGCAGAUUUUGGAGUUGCCGGGCAACUGACGGAUACUCAAAUUAAGAGGAAUACUUUUGUAGGCACACCAUUCUGGAUGGCCCCUGAAGUCAUCCAGCAGUCAGCCUAUGACUCAAAAGCGGAUAUCUGGUCCCUUGGAAUCACUGCUAUCGAACUGGCCAAAGGGGAGCCUCCCAACUCAGACAUGCAUCCGAUGCGAGUCCUCUUUCUUAUUCCCAAAAAUAACCCCCCCACCCUCACAGGAGACUUCAGCAAGCCCUUCAAAGAGUUUAUUGACGCCUGUCUGAACAAGGACCCGACGUUUCGUCCCACGGCCAAGGAGCUGCUAAAGCACAAAUUCAUCCUGAAAAACGCCAAGAAGACCUCUUACCUGACGGAGCUGAUCGACAGGUUUAAAAGGUGGAAAGCUGAAGGACACAGCAGUGACGAAACGGACUCGGACGGCUCAGAUUCCGAGUCUAGCAACAAGGAGAACAAUUCUCACCCUGAGUGGAGUUUUACCACAGUUCGGAAGAAGCCAGAUGCCAAGAAAGUGCAGAAUGGAACAGACCAAGAUCUCAUGAAAACCUUGGGCUGUUUAACUAUGAUAAUCAAUCCUGUGUUUGCAGAGCUGAAGCAGCAAGACACCAAUAAUGUUGGCAGGAGGAAGGCGAUUGAAGAACUUGAGAAAAGCAUCAACUUGGCUGAAGCCGCCAGCCCUGGGAUCACGGACAAGAUGGUGAAGAAGCUGAUGGAGAAGUUUCAGAAAUUCUCUGCAAAUGACUCCUGAGAAAGGUCCCCAGCGACGUUGGCCCGCACGGACCUGCUUACAGCCCACCAAAUCCUACUCUCGGCUUGGCAGUGCUUGUUUUCCUAAGUUCCUCGUGCCUUUUUGGAUCAUCGCAAUAUAUUUGAUGAUCAUGGAUCUGAAAGGAUUUAACUCCACUAUUUUGUAAAUGGCAUGCAUCCUUUUUUUGUAUUUCCAGGACUUACUUUGUUUUCUUUUUUUUUGUAAAGAGCGACUUUUACUAUUUCAGUUUCCACCUAUUUAAUCCAGCUGAAACAAAACACAAACAGAGAGGUGCAGUUUCCUUCUAGAUGUAACCAGGAGCUAUCAGUUGCCAAUCACCAUGGGUGGGAUCUGCGUUAUCCGCAAAUCUGUGGACGCGCACCCCUUUUUACUUGAGUUGAUAGAAAAUACACGCGCAGUGUGCGUUUCAAGAGCGUUUGUUUUCGGAGAAGACCGGCCGUCUUCUCGUCCGCCUCGGUUGCAGGUCUUCUAAGUCCCGAAAGGCCAGGGUCGCAGUCGCUCUUAGAAGAAGAUGUGUGAAAGCACUUCGCCCGUUGGAUGUCGCUACCGCACCAGUUUGAGCACCACCGUCUUUGUUUAGGCCUGCGUAAGUGUGAGAAACUGGCCGCAGCGUCCGCUCUUCUGAAAUUUGGUACAGUAUUUUACCUGGGAUCACCUCUGUCUGGAAGCAAUACGUCAGCGGCUUGGCAGGUUGGCCUGUAACUCAGUGUACAGUUUGUAUGUAUUCCUUUGCAGAGCAGGAGCGUCCCCGGGGGAAGGGGCGAGUGUAAAACACCAAGAUGGCAGCCAUGGCCGCGUCUCUGAAGCCCACUCCUUUUUUUUUUUUUAACAUGCAUUGCACACAAAGGGGUGGGGCUUCAGUCCCACGGAGGCCGCCGCCAUCUCGACUCACUUGACCCCCGCCCCACCCGGAUGCCCCUGCAUCCAAGAAACGUUCAUCAUGGUAAGAAAUUUUAAAGCAAUACUGUUGAAGGGUUGGGUUUUUUUUGGCAAUAACGGACACAAUUUGGCUGAGUUGUCUCUUGUUGAGCAGACUCGGAGAAAAAGAAUAGCCGGGCCUGUGUCUGGGGCAUGGGAUCACUAAUCCCCACGCAGGUUGAAGUGUGUGACACCAGUGUCGUGUGCGAUGUUUUUUUCCUUGUAAGAUAUCGAUAGACUUACGUUCUUAAAGUACUUUACAUACAGUGCAUCAACAGUUGUUUAAUUCUCCCCAUCCCAAAGUGUAUUUUAAAUAUAUAUUUACCAGUUAAUAUGCAAAUAAUUGAGUUAUAGAUAUUCUUUCACAAAAAAGAUAGUACUGUGCAGUACAGAGUGAUUUUUUUUCAUAAAAGGUAGAAGAAAUUAUAAACUUGCUUUCAAUUAUAUAUUUAUGGUACUGUUUAGAUGAGAUUAUCUCUCUUUUCUUUUUCAACCCAGUAUGUAUAUUAUGCUAUUGAAGUGUAUUGUAUUUCAGUCUUUAGUUGUGGAAGUGUUGGUGUAAAUUUAUUUUUGAUAAAAAGUCUGGAUAUGUUUAAUUUUAUAGUUCAGAUCUGCACAUUUUUUUGUUUUUGCACAACAUUCAUUUUAAAGGAUUUGAAAUGUAUCAGCCAAAUAUAGAAAGGAGUUAAUAGAGCGCAAACAAGCAAUGAUCUUUUUGUUGUGGUGGUUAAAAGUUGCUAUUGCAUCCUUUUCUUUUUAAGGAAAAAAAGAUAUAAAGACACUGGCAAGAGAUGGUGGUUAGAAAUGCCAAGGGCAAUUAUUCUCAAUGGUGCCUACACUGUAAAAACAAAAAACUUUUAACUCCUUUGUUUUAAUUUUAAAGAAAUGUUUGUUUAAAGAAAACUUGUUUCAUUGCUAUAUACCUGAAACACAAUUAGAAUUUAUAUCUGAGGGGGGGAAAGUCUGGACAUAGUUUUUGAAAACAAUAAUGUUAUGGAUUAAAUAAAAUAUUUUUAUAAAUGUAGAAGCCGUACAAGUUGUAAAUACAGUUGAUCUGAAGCUUUACAAAAUAACCGUAUCACCCAACCAGAAUCGUAGCGCUCCUUCUUCCCGGUGUCUGUUAGUUCUGUAAAUCUGUUUAUAGAUUAAGCUUCUUUCACACUUUUGAGGAAGGGGGCAGCAGAAAGUCGAAUGGUUUAAAAAAAAUAAAUAAAUAUUUAAGUUCUAUAAUC
Messenger RNA from Python bivittatus (Burmese python), 3416 nucleotides. The record is from RefSeq and is a predicted model, not a curated record. Lineage: Eukaryota; Metazoa; Chordata; Lepidosauria; Squamata; Pythonidae.